AAGCAAAAGCGUGAGUAUCGAGAUGAGAAGAAACGGGUUACGCAGGAGCGGCUUACAGCAUUACAUGAUCCGACGGUUGUUGUUAUGGCGGAUUGGCUUAAAAUUCGUGGAACUCUGCGAAAAUGGAAUCGCUAUUACUGCGUUUUAAAACCUGGUUUAUUGCUUAUUUAUAAAAGCAACAAAAUUGACAAGCAUGGUUAUUGGAUUGGUACAGUUUUAUUGAACAAUUGUGAGCUAAUUGAGCGUCCAUCAAAAAAAGAUGGCUUUUGCUUCAAGCUCUUUCAUCCGAUGGACCAAAGUAUUUGGGCUUCACGAGGACCAUUGGGUGAAAACCACGGUGCCGUUACACUGCAGCCAAUACCAACAACUUAUCUGAUUUGCAGGGCACCAUCCGAACAGGUAAAAAAUUGUUCCAGUUAUUUUCUAGUUUUGUUUUUUUUCCAGUUAAUUUUCCAGUUUUUUUUGACAUGCAUUUUUUGCAAUGGAUUUUUACCAGUUGAUUUUUGUUCGUUUUAA
Gongylonema pulchrum is the source of this 516-nucleotide messenger RNA. Lineage: Eukaryota; Metazoa; Nematoda; Chromadorea; Rhabditida; Gongylonematidae. The record is from the annotation of a GenBank genome assembly.